AUGGACAUGCGUUCACAAUGUGGGCAUGAGACAUCCACGAACGCCGUCUCAGCAUGCUUACGGCCCAGACAGGGUUUUUCUCCGUUCAAACGAAGGCAGGAAGAGAAGGGUUUUUCUCCGUUCAAACGAAGGCAGGAAGAGAAGUCGACAUUAGCUUACAACUGGUAUGCCCAAAACGCUCUGGAUGGGUUGAGCUCCAUCUGUACUCAUACAGAUACACAGAGUGACCCGUGGUGGAAGCUGGACCUGAUGAAGACGUACAGCGUGAACAAAGUGACCAUCACUAACAGACUCGACUGCUGUAGCACCAGGAUUAACGGGGCAGAGAUUCGGAUUGGAAACAAUUCUUUAGAUGUUUUCAGCAACCAAGUAUGUGCUGUAGUUUCUUCUAUUCCAGCAGGAGCUACCUACAGCUACUCGUGUCGUGGGAUGGAGGGACGUUAUGUUAUUGUGAAUAUUCCUGGAACUUCAAAGAUUCUUACUCUCUGUGAAGUGGGAGUCUAUGUGAUUUUUCCAGGUAAUUUGGCAACAGGAAGAACCAUCACACAGUCAUCAACCAUUGGCACCUGGCUUGGUCAACAAGCCAUUGAUUUCAAUCCAGGUUUCAUACAACCAUCGUCAUCGUGUUCCUCAACCGAUAUUCAGACUAACCCAUGGUGGAGAGUGGAUCUGCGUUAUAUUUACAGAGUAAGUAGAGUCGUCAUCACAAACAGACUAGACUGCUGUCCAGAACGAAUAAACGGAGCGGAGAUUCGCAUCGGAAACUCUUUGGAGAACAACGGCAACAACAAUCCCAUAUGUGCUGUAAUUUCUAGCAUUCCAGCUGGUGUUUCCUCCACCUACACAUGUAACAAUAUGGAUGGUCGAUAUGUGAGUCUGUUCAUUCCUGGAGAUUCAACGAUUCUUACUCUGUGUGAGGUGGAGGUCUAUGGAGAAGGUCCUGUACUGAAGAAAACCUUUGUGAAGAUGAAACUGAAAUCCAGUUCGAGUCUGUCUGAAACUGAAAUGAGAGUCCAGCUCCUGUCACAGCUUCAGUCUGCUUUGGUGGAACGAGGGUUUUCUGACAUGACGCUGCAGUGGUCUCAACCACCCAAAAAGGAAGCGAUGCAGAAGGUAGCUUCACCAGCUCAAUGUGCUGUAAGAAAGAGAUGAUGAUGAUGAUUAUGGGGAAACCCAAACUUCG
Sinocyclocheilus rhinocerous is the source of this 1183-nucleotide messenger RNA. RefSeq lists its product as uncharacterized. The coding region runs from base 1 to 1152 and encodes 383 amino acids. The record is from RefSeq and is a predicted model, not a curated record. Lineage: Eukaryota; Metazoa; Chordata; Actinopteri; Cypriniformes; Cyprinidae. The transcript has 10 exons.